AUGGCAGUUUCAACAAUUGAGUGGGUGGAUGGCAGAAUUCGGAUGAUCGAUCAGACGCUGUUGCCCAAUGAAUUCAAGCAGAUUUAUUGCGACGAUCUCCCAUCGGUCUGGGAAGCCAUCAAAUCCCUGCGCGUACGUGGUGCACCUGCGAUCGGUAUUGCUGGUGCUUUGGGUGCAGUGCUCGGAAUAUGGAAUUCCACCGAGAAAACCUAUGAUGCUUUUGCCACCGAACUUAAAUCCGCUACCGAUUAUUUGGCGACAUCGCGACCCACAGCCGUUAAUCUCUUUUGGGCACUGGAUAGAAUUACCCGAACAGCGCAAGAAAACAGCCAUCUUCAAAUCUCUGAGCUCAAAGAGGUGCUACUUACUGAGGCUUUGGAGAUUAUUGAUGAGGAUAAAGCGAUGUGUCGUGCUAUCGGGCAGCACGGUAUGGCGUUACUAAACGAAAACGACACUAUUCUGACGCAUUGCAACGCUGGAGGGUUAGCGACAUCCGACUAUGGCACAGCGUUAGCUGUUAUGUUCAGUGCUCACGAGGCUGGUAAGAAGAUCCAAGUUUACGCUGAUGAGACGCGCCCCCUUUUACAAGGCGCACGUCUCACCACUUGGGAACUCAUGCAAGCGGGCAUUGAUGUGACGCUUAUCUGUGAUAACAUGGCUGCACAGGUCAUGAAAGAGGGCAAAAUCCAAUGCGCGAUUGUCGGUGCCGACCGGAUUGCCGCAAACGGUGACACUGCAAACAAGAUCGGCACCUAUAAUGUCGCUAUCCUCGCAGAGGUACACGGCAUCCCCUUUUAUGUCGCCGCACCGACUUCAACCUUAGACUUCGCCCUUGAAACCGGGGCAGAAAUUCCGAUUGAGCAACGGGCGGCGGAAGAGGUGACAGAAGGCUUCGGGAAACUAACCGCUCCUAAAGGUGUCAAAGUCUAUAGUCCUGCGUUUGAUGUCACGCCCGCGGCAUUAGUCACAGCGAUUAUUACCGAGAAAGGCGUGGCACGUGCCCCUUAUACAGAUAGUCUGAUGGCUUUGAGAGACACAUAA
Molecule: messenger RNA, 1041 nt
Organism: Geodia barretti
Lineage: Eukaryota; Metazoa; Porifera; Demospongiae; Tetractinellida; Geodiidae
Source: the annotation of a GenBank genome assembly